Molecule: messenger RNA, 1349 nt
Organism: Mollisia scopiformis
Lineage: Eukaryota; Fungi; Ascomycota; Leotiomycetes; Helotiales; Mollisiaceae
Exons: 1
Coding region: 136-933 (265 amino acids)
Source: RefSeq, a predicted model, not a curated record
GGAAUAGCGCACUCACGAUAUUGAACGCAGACGAUCGAGACUGGAAGCAGAUGCUCCCACGAAAUCUGGAUGAUAAGAGAAUUAUGGCCGUGAACAUAUUCAGACACUCUUAAGCAUGGUAGCACACACUCAUGGAUGCAGCACCUUUGUUGCUCUCGCGCAACCCUUCCUCUUGGUUAUUCCCACCAAGCCCUAUUGGACUGCUUAUCCGUCGACACCUUCGUCGGAGGCUUGUACAGCUUCAUUAGUGGUAGCAACGGGACGCGAGCAAUCCCUUUUUUCCAAUAUCUCAGCACAAACCUGGUCGAGGCAGACCUCGGAUCUAUUGUCUCGGUUUCAUCGGUUGAAACGAUGCUCAUCGCGAUGUCAACUGCCAUCCGCGAGCUGCUGAGAAGGGAACAGCGAGCAGCUUUUCAUGAUGAUCUUCUAGAUCUAGUCAACUCGUUGGAGAACGCCACGGACGUCACUGGCAUGGAUAAACAAUGUGUAGCGUUUCAGAAUGUCAUCAAUCGGAUUGGUGAACUUCGAGCAACAAUAGCGCGUGCGAAUAGCCUUCUUAACCACGAGGAGGUGCCACGGGUGAGUGGUGUCUCAACUGCUAUCGCGACGUCGACUUAUCCUCGAGACACUAUCGUACCAGGAGAUCGCCACGAUAACGACAAUACCGACAAUACCGACAUCACAAAGAUCCAAAUCCUCCCAACUGAGAUGGAGAUUCGAAGCAGCCUCCCAGAGUUUUUGCCUUCUACCGAUCUCGGCCAACCUCAUUUCCUCAAUGACCAGGCAGAGCGCCACCUCGAUACACACUUCCGCCUCCUUCGUCACGACAUCUUUGGUGAAUUGAAAGAUGCUACCGAACGUGGAGUACUUUAUCCAGAUUGGGGAUCACCAACAGCUACUUCCUCAGAUCAACAGCUAUGGACCCUCGCUUGAAAGUCGACAGGGGACUCUGUAUCAGCUGGAUCGCAGCCAAUUGAACGUUUCUCGGUUGGAGAACGAGGGACGCCUUCAUUUCCAGUAGCUCAACUGAAUGUUCAGCGGCACAUACGCCCCGAAAUCUCGAACCUGAUUAGAGAGACCGUCUAUCCACGCUUGAAUGACUACGAGAGCACAAACCACCUGCCUGCUGUCGUAGGCAUGCGCAAAAACGAGCUCGACCACGAGAGCGUUGAAGAAGGUCCCAGCCCAGACUGGCAUCAAAGGUCGCAUAGCAGUAUCUGGGAGGCGGAAAUGACACACGCGCUUGUUCGACACAUCGUGCGCCAGGGUGUCUACAGCAGUGGCGAUGUUACAGUCUUGAUUCCAUACACCGGGCAAUUGCAGAAAUUACGUGAGAAGACGCGUAAUGA